Messenger RNA from Mercurialis annua (annual mercury), 1714 nucleotides. RefSeq lists its product as uncharacterized. The transcript has a single exon. The record is from RefSeq and is a predicted model, not a curated record. The coding region runs from base 66 to 1388 and encodes 440 amino acids. NCBI's taxonomy places the organism in Eukaryota, Viridiplantae, Streptophyta, Magnoliopsida, Malpighiales, Euphorbiaceae.
AACUCCCAUCAUUAUUUCAGAAAAACCGUUCCCGCCAAAACCAACAGAAUCACACAGCACAAAAAAUGGCUCUGAUUAGUCUCAUCUUGAUCACACUCUCUCUCCUCCUAACAACCACCGCAGUAACGGCCGCCGUCACAAAUCAAGAACUGGACGCAGCAUUAUUCACGCUCCGAUCAAGAGGCUACACGCUCUUUCCAAACGCAAUAACCACCUCCGAUCUCCGGCCACUUCUGCUCUCACAGAACUACACUUUCACCCUCUUCUCGCCGCCGGAUCCUCACCUCUUUUCUCUCGAUCUUUCUUCAACCGCUUCCAACUACGUUCUGUCGUUACUCCGCCACGUGUCGCCUCACCGGUUCACUACUUCUGAACUGAGGUCAGGGCCUCCGUUUCUUGACAGUCUGAUUCCGCCGCACCGGUUUUCGAUUGAGCAGUCUCUUGCGGUUGAAAACGGGACGUUUUUGGAGUCUGUUUUGGUGGACGGGGUUAGGGUUUCUGUUCCGGAUCUUUUUCUUGGGCCUUCUAUUGCUGUGCAUGGCUUAGAAGGGAUUCUUGUUUCUAUUCCUGACGGUGAUGAUGAAGAGCCGCGUGUUCAUCAAUUGCGCGGUGAUCAACCCCCUCUUGCCGGUCAGCCCCCUCUUGAUGGCUAUCCACCUCUUGCCGGUGAUUCUCCUCUUGCCGGUCAACCCUCUCUUGAUGAUUAUGCCGCUCUUGCCGGUGAUUCCCCUCUCGCCGGUUAUCCUCCUCUUGCCGGUCAGCCCCCUCUUGAUGGUUAUCCACCUCUUGCUGGUGAUUCUCCUAUUGCCGGUCAGCCCCCUCUUGAUGGUUAUCCACCUCUUGCUGGUGAUUCUCCUAUUGCCGGUCAGCCCUCUCUUGAUAGCUGUCCACCUCUUGAUAACCGUGCCCCGCUUGCCGGUCAUCCCACUCUUGAUAGCCAUGCCCCUCUUGCCGGUCGUCCAAUUCUUGCCGGUCAUCCCCCUCUUGCCGGUCAUCCAAUUCUUGCCGGCCAUCCUCCUCUUGCCGGUCACCACCCUCUUGCCGGUAAUCCCCCUCUUGCCGGUCACCCUUCUCUCGCCGGUCAUCCCCCUCUUGCUGACCAUGCCCUUCUUGGUGGUCAUUCUCGUCGUGGAGGUCAUCCCCUUCUUGGUGGUCAUUCCCGUCGUGGUGGUCAUGUUGUUCUUGGCGGUCAUUCCCGUCGCGGUGGUCAUGCCGUUCUUGGCGGUCAUCCUCCGGUUAUGUCCCCAGGUGGAUUGGUUGGGAAAAUUUCGCCGGCCAGUGGUCCUUCAGAGAUGUUGAAAAAGAAGAGAGCUGGGAAUAUUGGAAAUCACAAGGGGAGGAUUCGGCAUAGUAGGUCUAGUAAGUUCCAUCGUCGCCGGCAUGUGUAAGUUUCUGUUUGGAUGAUGUGAAAAUUUGAUGGUUAGGUAAAGUCAAGAAAGAUUCAUUUUAGGUUUUAGGCUCUGUUUGGCUGUUGAGAAAAUGCAUGGACAGUGAAAGGUGUUUUCUUUUAGUGCAAAUGUUGAAGCUUAUUUCAAGAAUAGAUGCAUAGAAAAGUGUAAAAAGUAGAGGUUAAUUCAGUAGAACAUUUCAUAUCUUGCAUUUGGAGUGAUUUUGGAAGUGUUUUUUUAGAAUGUUGUUGAUGAUGGAAGUGUAAAGUUGAUUUUCUUGGAUAUUGAAUAAUCAAAUUCAUUCUGUGUGUGUAUGUUUCUUGAAU